AUGCCUCCACUCAGGUGGCUCUUUUUAGUACUAUGCGCCGUGGUGGCAGUUCGAGCAGCCGAUGACAGCCUCAUCGGCUCUUUUAAGACAAUGUUCUUCGGUAAUGAACCUGAGAAGACCAACGACUCCGCCACUUCAUCACAAAAUAAUCCUCCGAUCAGUUAUCACCAGUAUGCGACUGCUUCAUCACCAUCCAGCCGCUCACAACCUCCAUCUGGACAAUCUUGUACCCUGCCACGUCAGAUUGGAACUGGACCCUACAGAAUUCCAAGAUGGUACUAUAACCCAGUCCGCGGACGUUGUGAGCUGUUCUAUUGGUCCGGUUGCUGUGGAAACGGAAACAAUUUCCAGACGUUCCAGACGUGCCAAUCGACCUGCGAAGUCGAUCCGUGCUCUCAGGACAAGGAACCGGGCGUGGGCGCCGUCCAACUGCCCCGCUUCUUUUUCAACAAGGAUUCCCGGAUUUGCGAGCAAUUCCAGUAUUUUGGCACCGGCGGGAAUCGCAAUAACUUCCAGACGCUUGAAGAGUGUCAAGCACAGUGUCCAGAAAGCCCGAAUCCAUGUGCCGUUACCGGUGGUGCAACACUAUCUCCGUGUGCUCCGGGUCAGGGAUGUGGUACUGGAAGCUAUUGCCACGUCGGAGCCCAGACACAGACCACCGUGUGCUGCCCCAAGCCGGCGGCCGUCGAUCGAUGCCAACAACCGUUGAAUGUUGGAAUUGGUAACUCGAAUUUGCAGAGAUGGUACUUCAACCCGCUUACCCAACAAUGCUCAACAUGCACUUAUCGUGGACUCCAAGGAAAUGAGAACAACUUUUUGUCUCAAAAUGAAUGCGAGCAGUCUUGUUUGGUAAACCCCUGCAAAAUCGGCUCUCCAUACCGUUCUCAAGGAAUCACCGUCCAGUGCUCAGCCAUGAGCCCAACUGUGUGCCCAGCUGGCCACUACUGUCAUCUCGGAGCCGACGCAACUACCUCUGUGUGCUGCCAGGCUCUUGGAAACUCUCCAUGCGAAGAAGAGAUGACUCAAGGUGAGGGCCCAUCAGCCCUCACCCGCUUCUACUACGAUGCCUCCCAACGGAAGUGUCUCGCCUUCAACUACCUCGGUCUGAAAGGAAAUCGUAACAACUUCCAAUCCAAAGAGCACUGCGAGAGCACCUGUCCCGUCUGGACCAAUCCCUGCGCAAUCGGCCAACCAAUCAUGACAGUCGGGCAGAAGCCGUUCCAGUGCCACCAGGGAGCCACCUGCUCCACCGGGUACUUCUGCCACCUCGGAUACGACGACGCUACCACAGUUUGCUGCCAGUCAGAAGGUGAUCCGUGCUCGCUGGUUGUCAAGGAAGGCUCCGGCAACCAUCAUCUCUCCCGAUGGUUCUACAACUCCAACACUCGACAGUGUCAGCCAUUCACUUAUACUGGACAGGGAGGAAAUGAGAAUAACUUCUUGCUCCGCGAGCAUUGUGAGGCGACGUGCCCGGUAUGGAUCAAUGCCUGCCCAUCUGGGGAGCCAUAUCUCCUGCCGAAUGGGAAACCACAGCCUUGCGAUUCGGCGAACGUGAACUCGUGCCCAUUGACUCACUGGUGCCACCCAGGGCCUGAUGCUUCGACGACUAUGUGCUGUCCAGGGAAGGCUGAUCCGUGUACGCAGACUUUGGCUCAGGGAGAGGGACCACUCAGUGUGGCGAGAUUCUACUUCAACGCGCAAAGCCGCACGUGCGACGAGUUCAUGUUCCGUGGGCUUAAGGGAAACUCGAACAACUUUAAGUCCCAGGAAGACUGCGAAAAGGCUUGUCCAGUCCAGCAGAAUCCGUGCCCAAUCACCAUGUCCUCCCUGAAACACUCGGCUAAACUUGUCCCAUGCUCCGCCACAAAGUCCUGUCCGUCCCAGCAGUGGUGUCAUUACGGAGAGACCAAGGAGACUACAGUGUGCUGUCCGAAUGCCGUCGACGACCCAUGCACCGCCCCACCUCGCAACCCAGGAGUCGGCGAGUUCCACGCAACUCGCUGGGCCUUUGAUGGAUCGGCCCGCAAGUGUGUCCCAUUCGAGUAUCGCGGAAUGAAGGGCAACUCGAAUAACUUCCUGACCCGCGAGAACUGCGAGAAGCGGUGCCCCGUCUUCCAAAACCCGUGUAAAAUCGGCGAGCCCCACAUCCAGAACAACCAGUACAUGCAGUGCUCCCCACAGCAAGUGUGUCCUGGAGGACACUAUUGCCACGUUGGCACUGAAGCCAACUACUGUUGCAAGGCUCUUGGCGGCGACCCGUGUGGACAACCUUUGGACCGAGGAGUCGGAGGAUCCCAGCUCUCCCGCUGGUACUGGAACCAGCAGUCUCAGUGCUGCUUGCCAUUCAGCUACUGUGGGCAGAAGGGAACUCAGAAUAACUUCCUGACCAAGCAGGAUUGUGAUCGGACGUGUUACGAACUCGACAACCCAUGUGCUCUCGGAGACCCUCAGAUGGCUCAGAACAACCGCCCUCUGCAGUGCUCCGCGACCGCAAGCACCUGCGGAGCCCAGUUCUGGUGUCACUUCGGAGCCAAUCAAGACACCACAGUUUGCUGUCCAGGACGAGUCGAAUCCCCUCAAAUCUGCCAGCAACCGAUGGCCGUCGGAACCGGAGGAGCCACUCUUCCACGUUGGUACUAUAACGCGCAGACCAUGCAAUGUGUCCAGUUCAACUAUGCCGGGCGGAUGGGAAAUCAGAAUAACUUCCAGAGCCAGCAGGCUUGCGAGCAGACGUGUCCAGUGUACGUAAACGUGUGCCCCACCGGUUCGCCGAUGCUUGACGCCUCCACCAACAAGCCCGUUCCGUGCACAUUCGGCUCGAACUCGUGCGGUGCCGAUCACUGGUGCCAUUUGGGUCUGGUGCCCGACGAGUACCAAUGCUGUCCAGGAUCACCGACGAAUCCCGGAGCGUGUCAAGGUCUUCCAGAGUCGGAAGGAGUGACCGGUGCACCGGCUCCACCGACUUCCAGAUGGUACUACGAUCAGACAGAUAUGCAGUGCAAGCAGUUCACCUAUAACGGAAGACGAGGAAAUCAGAACAACUUCCUCACCCAGGAGGAUUGUGCAGCCACCUGUGACGUAUUUACCAACCCUUGCAACCAGCCAAUCGCUCUGCCAGCCACCCUCUGCUCGGGAACGGGCUCCUCGGACACUUGCGGAGCCAACAUGUGGUGCCACAUCGGAGCCAACCAGGAUUCUACAGUUUGCUGUCCAUCGGAAGGAGACCCAUGCUCGCUCCCACUGGCCCGCGGAUCUGGCAACCAGUUCAUGGACCGUUUCUACUACAACCAGCAGACCGGCUCGUGCCAACAGUUCACCUAUUCCGGACUUCACGGAAACCAGAACAACUUCUUGACUCAACAGGCCUGCGAGGAGCAGUGUGGACCAAACCCGUGCUUCGAAGGCCGCCCGUUCGUCGGAGCCGACGGAAGAACCCAGACAUGCUCGGCGUCCGCAAACUUCAACACAUGCCCAUUGAACCAUUGGUGUCACAUUGGCUCUGAUCUUUCGACCACCGUGUGCUGCCCCGGAGCUUCCACCAACGCCUGCAACCUGCCAAUGUCCACCGGAGAAGGAAACGCCCGGCUUGACCGAUUCUACUACGAUCAGCAGACCAAGACCUGCAGACCGUUCGUGUAUAACGGGCUGAAGGGUAAUCAGAACAACUUCAUCUCCCUGAGAGCUUGCCAGCUAUCCUGCCAGCCACUCGACAAUCCAUGCAUCGGACAGCCCGCCACCACUGCCGCCGGCCAGGUGCUCUUCUGCUCGAUCACUAACAAAGACUCCUGCCCUGUGAACUUCUGGUGCCACAUCGGAGCUACACCGGAGACCACCGUAUGCUGUCCUGGAGCCACUAACCCGUGCUCUGUGCCUUUGGCGCCAGGUACAGGAAACGCUGGAUUGGCAAGAUACUACUAUAAUCCAGAUGAUAGGCAAUGCCUCCCAUUCCAAUACAACGGAAAACGCGGAAACCAGAACAACUUCGAGAACCAAGCAGACUGCGAGAGGACGUGUCCAGUAUUCAUCAAUCCUUGCCUCGGAGAGGUGAUCCUCGAGGACGGAGCACCCAAGCCGUGCAAGCCGCUGCUCAAGAACUCGUGUGGCUCCGCGACAGAGUUCUGUCACACUGGAAACCCAUCGGAUCAAAACUCGAGCUUCUGCUGCCCAAGGAUCAAUCAGGAUCCUUGCAAUGCAUUCGUCAGGAAUGGAGAAGGCAACUUCAACAUGACCAGGUACUACUACAAUCCUGUGGAAGGCGACUGCUUCUCCUUCCAGUACAGAGGGCUCAAGGGGAAUGAGAAUAAUUUCCUGACGCUGAAAAUGUGCCAGGAGACUUGUAAGCCAUUGACCACCGCGUGCUUCGGAGGAGAAUCUCCACUGAUGAACAACGGACGAGUAGUUCAAUGCCACAACCACGUGUGCCCGACAUCUCACUACUGCCACCGAGGCGCUGACGUCAGAUCUACCGUAUGCUGCGCGCGACGUGGCAACUCUUGUGAUCAGCAGCUCAUGCUCGGCGUCGGUGACGCUGCGAUCGAUCGGUACUACUACGACACUACAGACGACGCGUGCAUGGCGUUCAACUACACCGGCGUCGGCGGGAAUGAGAAUAACUUUUUGACGAAGGCAGAGUGUCAGAUUGCGUGCCCCGGGUACCGGGGGUACUGUCCUCACGGGAAGCCUGAUGUGACGGACCACUCGCUGACGACGUGCGGGAUUGAUACUGGUUGCCCGAGGGAUCAUGUCUGCCACGUCAGCAAGCGGGGAUCGAAGACCGUGUGCUGUCCGGAUCCGGCAUCCUUCUGCCUGGUCCGAGCCGAUCCGGGCCCUUGCAAUCGAGAAAUCCCCCGAUGGGCCUACGACAAGGCCUCUGGCUCCUGCAAAAAAUUUAUAUUCGGCGGAUGUCAGGGCAACCUGAACAACUUUGACACAGUGCAAAAGUGCACGGAAAUUUGCUGUGAUAAGGGCUACAACUAG
This is a messenger RNA of Caenorhabditis elegans, 4977 nucleotides long. RefSeq names its product BPTI/Kunitz inhibitor domain-containing protein (gene Y43F8B.3). Bases 1 to 4977 code for a protein of 1658 amino acids. The transcript has 22 exons. The record is from RefSeq and is marked reviewed. Lineage: Eukaryota; Metazoa; Nematoda; Chromadorea; Rhabditida; Rhabditidae. Gene Ontology annotation, molecular function: serine-type endopeptidase inhibitor activity; endopeptidase inhibitor activity.